Molecule: messenger RNA, 6267 nt
Organism: Procambarus clarkii (red swamp crayfish)
Lineage: Eukaryota; Metazoa; Arthropoda; Malacostraca; Decapoda; Cambaridae
Product: enolase-phosphatase E1
Cellular component (GO): membrane
Source: RefSeq, a predicted model, not a curated record
UGUGUGUCUGGACACGGUAGCGGCAGCACGUGUCACGCUGCUGCACAAUUUUUUCUACGGAUCUGCACUGCGAGACUUCAGUCAACGGAGCCAGGAGAUUUCAAUGAACUAAAGAAUAAUGAGCCAAAUACUGUGAAAGCCUAUGGAAAUGUUGUUGACUGCUUUACUGUGGUGUACGGAAAUGUGAUGUACACGAAUGUUUCUCAGUUUGAGUUAGUGACUGGGUAAGAAAAAUGAAACCAGGAAUGCAUGCAAAUCAUGCAAGCCAACCAACAGUGAGUGUGGAGCCAGCCGCCAGGUCCUGAAGACAACGACAAUCCAGAAACUGUGACAACAUUCCACCCUUCCACCUUCCCUCACCCCCCACCCCCACAACCCUCCAGCCCCCCCCCCCCUACCUUUACUACCCCAACAAGCCUGCCUCCUGCCGCUUAUUGAUGUUUACAUCUCUUACACUACAUCCCUUGACACACACUUGUAAACUUUCUUUUGUCAGCAAUAAUCCCUCAUACUUCUACUCUUGCUAAUAUGUCACAUUCAUAAUUAACCUUCCUCCCAACUUAUCGCUCUAACCAUCUUCACCUAAUCUCUACUUUAAUUAGCGUCAUUUAGUUUCCACAUACUUAUAUCUGCCAUUAUCAUCAAUUCAACAUUACCUUUUACCAUCUUCCAUCUAUUGUAUUAUCCUCAGUUGUGUAACACGUCAUAUCUGUAAUAUUUCUAUACACUGUCACUACUGUCUUGGUCUCCCUGGGGUCCCCCUCCCCGGCCCCUGUCCUUCCUGCAGAGAUGUGAGGCGUCUGCUUCCCGGCUGCUCCCAGGACCUGUUCCCAGGACCUGUGCUUAAGGUCUCACCGCAGCCGCUACUCUUCCUCCCGGUGUAUACUACCGCGGCCUGCACCUUCCCUCUGCGUCUGAUCCUCUCCUCUGAGCCUUCUAUCUUGCCGCUCCACUCAUCAACAGCCUCCUCACUUCCUGCUCUCCUACGCCCUUCUUGAUCUCUCUCUCCUCCUUACUGCCCUUCCUGACCUCUCCUUGGUACCGUGGCCUUCCCUUCUGCUCGCACGCGUGUCUGCCCACAACACAUCUUCAAACCAUUUGAAGUACUUCAACGUUACGCUGUAUACAAUUUCCUGUUUAAAUUGCUAAAAAUUGCAUAUACUUUCUAACCUCCGUACCAAAAAGCUUCCCUUGCUAAAACCGUUCUCACUCCUUUACUCUCCCUCUCCGUAUUCCCACCUCACCUCCGCGACUGAUUCCUCCUGUUCACUUUAAGGAUAUCUUAUAUCCUUCAUCUUAUUCAUACUUGUUGCGUAUCCUUUAUAGAACUCCUUUAGUCUUCCAACUUCUCGGGCAUCUCCUUCCACUGGUUUUUCCCACCUCCGUCUUCCUCGUCCUCGUCCCUGUCCUCCCGUGAUAAUGCAACAUAACCAGGUGUUGGUGAUCCAGGUGUCUAGCGGCACCAAGCUUCCCCUGGCCCUGCCGGCGCCCCAGGAGGCCCUCUUGCCCUCCGAGGUCAAGUACUCGGCCUCGCUGGUGCGCGGCCUCGGCUUCGCCCGCCUUAUCCUCGGAGCCGUCCUUUUUCUUCUGGGAGUCCUCGGUUCAUGGGUGGAGCCAGAGACGUGCUGGUCGGGCGCGGGCGUGUGGGCUGGACUGUCAACAAUCUGUUGUGGAAUAUCGGGUCUCCUCGCCCACCGCUUGUGGUACAAGAACUUCACCAUUAAAGCCUUCCUCGUGUCGUCAGUGGCGAGCGUCAUCAUCACAAUCCUGGCCAUCAUCCUCACCAUCUAUGCCAUCGUCAAUCGCCAGCAACACUACUUUUACCUUCUGGAACAGGCCGAGAACAACCCCUGGUUCCAGCCAUAUGACCUAGACAAGGAGCACCGGCUGACGUUGAGUGUGAGUGCCAACCAACUAGUGGGGUUCUGCCUGGAGCUGAUGUUGGCACUGUGGUCGACUAAGGUUGGAUGGCGAGGUGUCCGCGCCCCGGAGUUCAGCGCCGCCAGGAGGGACACCCUCGCUGACGACUGUACCAGCGUGGCGUCCCUUCCUCGCCCCGGCCAGCAGGUGCCGCUCGCUGCCCUCUAUCACCUCCUCCAGGCUCAUCCAGAACUGCUUGGAAACAAAGCUGUAAUAGGUAGUCUGGGAACACCAUGGUCAACAGUGUUAGAUGAACGCCCACCACACCAUUCUAUGGAUUAUCAGGAGCGAGUCAGUCGUUUUUUAUCCCAUGCAAUAGAGGAGCAAAAUAUGUCCUUCAGCAGAUCACCUUCAACACUUCACAGGGAAACGCGAGAUGCUUCCUCUCCAACAGUAUCUUCCAUGGUGACAGGAAGUGGCAGAGGCAGCCCUGCUGAAACUGUUAUUGCACUUGUUGGGAGUCCAGAACAAAAACACAUUGAAAGCACUGAGGAAAAUUUCUACAAUGAAAAGAAACAGGUGUCUAAUAAAUCUCAUAGAAUAGAACAUAAGAAUCGUGGUGAGCACAAAAUUAAGGCACCUGCUCCAAAGAUUAAUUCUAAAAUAAAAGAAAAUGAAAAAUUAGUGGAAAAAUGCAAGCCUUGGGUAACAAAAGAAAGCAAAGUUAUCAAUAAAACUGAUAAAGAAAAUAAAGAUAAUGCAGAAAAUGUCAAGAAAUCUUGUGAAGAUACUGAACAAGAAAACAAAGAUGAACUGAAAAGUACAGUGGUCGAAGGACAGAAUGUACCUGCAGAUACAGAACAAAUCACAAAAGCUGAUAAAGUGAACAAAAUGGAUGCUAAUUUAUCCAAAACAUCAAAAAAGGCAGAGGAACACAAAAUAGUUAAAGAUAGCAAAGUGAGUAAAACAUUAAAAUUAUCAGAAAAAAAUACAAACCAAGAACAGAAAACUGAAGGCAAUGUUACCAGAGAUUUAGAAAUGACAAAAGACAAUAUAAAUUGCAUAAAAGAGGAUAAAGUACUGUGUGAAAAUGAAAAUCAGUCAGCUAAAAUUGAAAAUAAUAAAGAUAAUGUAUCAGAGACUGCCAGUGUCCUAGAUCACACAAACAUUGUUGAAUGUAUUCAGCCUCCAUGUGAAUUUCAAGAUAACAUAGUAAUUGAAGAAAAACACAGUCAACAUUAAUAGUGCUGGGCACAUAAUAUUUAUGUGCUUAAACACCAUUUUAUACCAGAUUUUGCAGGCCAUAUCUAAAGAACAUAAGAAUCAAGGGAACUGCAGAAGGCCUAUUGGCCUAUACGAGGCCGUUCCUAUUUAUAUCCACCUAAACUCAUUCAUAUGAGUUUAGGUGGAAAAGUCUAUACAGUAAUCCCUAAUUCACUAUAAUGUAUAUACAGUAUUUACUUUUUCAGUAUUGUAUUAUUAUAACUGGUAUUAUAACUGCAUUUUGCAUGAGGUACAGUACUAAAAUACAUUAAGGUUUUAUGCAAGAAUUUGUGUGUGUGUGUAUAACUAGUUACUUUUAUCGUUUUGAAUAUGUGUUUAAAAAUUAUAAAGUCUAUAUACAAUGGAAACCCACUCAUAUACUGUGUACUAGAAAUAUAGAUACUGUACUAAGAAAAAUGUUUUUGUUUUGAUAACAAAAUGAUUGUAAUCAGUCGCAACAGAAUAUAACAGAAGGCUUUAAAUGUAAUGAGUCCAUGUAUUUUCUAAACAGGAAUUUACUGCUGAAAACAUUGAAGAUAAAAUAUUUUGGUAAUACUGCAUAUUGUACACAAAAGUGUGUUCUAUCAUUUGCACUAUUACAGUAAGUCAGGAUGCAACUGAAAUUCCUUUGAUGUGGGUGGGGACCAGUAUGAAUCUGAGCAUUCAAAUGGGUUUCCACUGUAAUAAAUUCUGCCCAAGUAUGUCCUUCUAAUAUAACCUGUAAAAUCCAAAACUUGUAAUCAAUAUUUAUUGCCUGAAAAACUUUAAUAAAGAAUGUGUGCAAAAUUAUUGUCAGUACAGUACUUAAGGAGCCCAGUGCUUGUGUACCGAAACGUCCUCAAACACACUCAAUUUUUUGGUGAAUAUCUUCAUGGUAAAUGCUGCAACUUUUCCUAAUGGAUCAACAUCAUACCAUGACCAGAAAAAAAUUAAAAUAAAAUAGAAAAACAAAUUUCACAAUUUCAAAUUUGCUUUAAAAAAUCUUAAAAUGUCACCCAUUGUUAUUUUAUUCAUUAUGGUCUCAGAAUGGCAUAUAACGUUCAUGUUCCUAAGGAAAAAAAUAUUCUUUGAGAAUAUAGUUUACUGUAAAACUUUUUCUCAAUGUGGCCAUCCAAAUAUGUGCAAAAUUUAGACACAAAAAGUGUAUACAGUAACUCCAAAUGUUAUGGCUUUAUGACUAAACGACCCUUAGGACACCUUAGAACUAAGAGUUUUGCACAUAAUAUGUAAAAAUGGUGAGAAUCGGUCAGAAACUUAUAUUUUUAAAGGUAUCUCAAAGUUGAAAAUCCUGUUCAUACAGAAAAAUUCAGUUAAAAUUCUCGACAAUGAAUAUAGUUUUUGGAAUUUAUGACAUAUAUUGUAAGUUUUAAUUAAGAUUCCUUGGCAUUUGUACUCGAAUAUGUGAAAGUUGUAGGUCAAUAUGUGUUGAAACGAAGUCAAGAAAAAAUAACCCCCACAAACAAACAAAAUAUAGGAUUAAUUAUGUUAUAGGGGAUCUAUAUGUAGACGUUAUAUAAGUGAUAAAGCCCUAAUCUGGCCCCUAAUCAUCAAAACCACAUAAAGAGGCAAAGAAAAUGUCUCUUUAGGUUGAGACAAAGAGUUUGAAAAAUGUGAAAAAUCAGCCAAAAACAAAUUAAAAGUCACAACUUCUGCUACCUGUGGCUGAUUAACAUGUUGACCAAUUUCGUUCCAACUUCACAUGCAUAGUGCCAGAUAUGCAUUCACCAAGAUGUAGAAGUCACAACAAAAUCCGCUUAGAAACAAAGGAGAGAUAAAAAUGGCAGCUUUUCGUACAAAGGGACAUAAGAAAUACAGUAUUGUCAUUGGGCAAUGUAUUUAUAUGAUAUAUAAUAAAAUACAGCAUAAUAACAUAUUAACUCAUUAUUAUGUGUGAAAUCUGGCCCUCCAGGUGGCACCAGCUGCAUAUCCACUUUGUGGACACUCCUUACUACUACUUUUCUAGCUUUGUGUGUCGGACAGGUACUCACCUAGUUGUGUUUGCGGGGGUUGAGCUCUGGCUCUUUGGUCCCGCCUCUCAACCGUCAAUCAACAGGUGCUUGCAUCUCUAUGUUGCCUGGGAUUGCCAGUAAAUAGUAGGUGUUAUUGUUAUUACCAGUACCGUAAUAAUGUGUGCACACCCAUCGUGCACACAUUUAUUUUUUUUAAAUUUGUAAAAAAUCCAUUUCUUAACAUGUUGGGAUGAAAUUUUCACGACGCUGAUGCCAAAUAACAGGAGAGUUGUAUUAAAAAUUUUCACUAUAUUUCAUAUUUGGAAAAACAUUCCUUAGUCACCGGGCCCCUUACUUAAACACAAUACUGUAUCGAUAUUCCCUGUUCAAUACAGGUAUAACUUUUUAUAAAUAUUCAUGUGUUUAGUUUUAAAAAAUUAUGAUGUAUAACAAACCUCAGUCAUUAGCACUGUUAUACUUCAGAUUCAAUAUUAAUAUAAAAUAUGUUAUAUUGUGUAUGAAUUAGUAUACCUCUUUGUUACAUAAAUUUAUAUUUAGAAUACUGUAUGAUUUGCUCAUUAUGAUGGUGUACAUUAUAAAAUGUAUUGACUGUAUAUCUUAAUAAAUUUAUAUGUUUUAAGUGUAUAUGUUUAUAUUUUCACUGAUUUAUAAAUAAUCUAUAUGGUGUGAUAACAAGGCAAGCCAAACUGUAUAAAUACAAUAUUUAUAUAACCUUUGAGCUUGGUUUAUAAUCUCAGCUCAACUCACCAGCAGUGGUGAGGAGGACACAAAGCUCAACUCAAACUCACCAGGAUUGCUGGCCCAACCCCUAAAGAACGGAAUACACUUAGUCUGCCUUUAUCAUUUGGCCGGAAGACGAGUUUCACAAGUCGGACUCAACUGCUUUCCAGUUGUAUAAGCACACAAUAUUCUCCACCAUAGAAAGGAAGUGUUGUAAAGGGAAAGUGUAUAGUUUAAAGAAUGUGAUUUUAUGCUUUUAUGUAUAUAAUCUAAUGUACUAUUUGCCUUAUACUGUAUAACAAAAAUAAUAAAUACAUGAUGAAAGUUUUGAUGCUGCUAUACAAUAUUAGUUACAGAAUAUGACAUGUAUUACAAUGUAAUUUAUAUUUAAGGUCUUAAAUUUCACUGUACCUCAAUCAGAAGAAAGCAGACAUGCAAUAAAAGAAUUUGUCAA